AUGUCUUCCUCUCUCGAACAGCUCAAGGCCACCGGCACUGUCGUGGUCUGCGACUCUGGUGACUUUGCCACCAUCGGCAAGUACAAGCCCCAGGAUGCCACCACCAACCCGUCCCUGAUCCUGGCUGCCUCCAAGAAGCCCGAGUACGCUGCCCUCAUCGAUGCUGCUGUCGCCCAAGGCAAGAAGGUCGGCAAGACCCUCGACGAGCAGGUCGAGGCCACCAUGGACCACCUCCUGGUCGAAUUCGGCAAGGAGAUCCUGAAGAUCAUUCCCGGCAAGGUCUCGACUGAGGUCGAUGCCAAGCUGUCCUUCGACACUGAGGCCUCCGUCAACAAGGCCCUUGAGAUCAUCAAGCUGUACAAGGAGAACGGUAUUUCCAAGGACCGUGUCCUGAUCAAGAUCGCCUCCACCUACGAGGGUAUCAAGGCCGCCCACAUCCUGCAGUCCCAACACGGCAUCAACUGCAACCUGACCCUCAUGUUCUCCCUCGUCCAGGCCAUCGCUGCCGCUGAGGCCGGUGCCUUCCUUAUUUCCCCCUUCGUUGGCCGCAUUCUUGACUGGUUCAAGGCUGCCCACAAGCGCGAAUACACUCCCCAGGAGGACCCCGGUGUCAAGUCCGUCCAGUCCAUCUUCAACUACUACAAGAAGCACGGCUACAACACCAUUGUCAUGGGUGCCUCGUUCCGCAAUGUUGGUGAGAUCACCGAGCUUGCCGGCUGUGACUACCUGACCAUCUCCCCCAACCUGUUGGAGGACCUGUACAACUCCACCGAUGCUGUGCCCAAGAAGCUGGAUUCCUCCAGCGCUACCAACUUGGACAUUCCCAAGCGCGAGUACCUCCACAACGAGGCCGAGUUCCGCUUCGACUUCAACGAGGAGGCUAUGGCUGUUGAGAAGCUCCGUGAGGGUAUUUCCAAGUUCGCCGCUGAUGCUGUCACUCUCAAGGAUCUCCUGAAGGCCAAGAUCCAGGCUUAG
Molecule: messenger RNA, 975 nt
Organism: Penicillium odoratum
Lineage: Eukaryota; Fungi; Ascomycota; Eurotiomycetes; Eurotiales; Aspergillaceae
Product: sedoheptulose-7-phosphate:D-glyceraldehyde-3-phosphate transaldolase TAL1
Exons: 4
Coding region: 1-975 (324 amino acids)
Biological process (GO): carbohydrate metabolic process; pentose-phosphate shunt; pentose-phosphate shunt, non-oxidative branch
Cellular component (GO): intracellular anatomical structure; cytoplasm
Molecular function (GO): transaldolase activity
Source: RefSeq, a predicted model, not a curated record